UGUAUAACUUAAUAUUUGUUUUCUAUUGUCUAGUUUCAGAGUAUUUAUUUUUUGUUCUAAGCUCUUCCAGAAUUGAACAGAUUUGUAUCCAAAUCAUCUACCAAAUUGUCUCACACUUCAUUCUCAUAGUAGCGACACGUGGCCAUUAGGUGUUUUAUAAACAACACAUUGGCGAGAAUACUACCUAGUUCGUGGAGGCGAACGGAAUACAAAAUCGAUUAAAAAAAACAGAGGGAUGCUCUUUAAAUUGAAUAAAACAUAAAAGUGUAAUUUAUCUUUAUUAUUUUUGCAUAUCGCUCCUUCAAUACAAAAGCACCACAAGUCAAAAAAUUUCAAAAACGUUAUUUUUGCAUAAAAUGCAUCUUAAACGAUGAAACUUUAAUAUUUCGCGAAAACAGCCAUUGUUUUAUGACUAUAAACACCCGUAAACGCACACACGUUAGUUUUGUUUUGUACCGUUUUUGUAACUGAGUUCCGCGAAAAAGUACCAUAUUGUCAGUUGUCAGCAGUCAUUCGGCACAAGCACACGCUUUUUUUGUGUAAAACUACCACAUUCCAAACAACUGCUAAAAGACGCGUGAAAUCAUAUAUUUAAAAGUGCCACAUUCAAAAAUAAUUACCUUUUGCAGAUCACAUACACCAUGACAUCAAGAGCGUACCGUAUUUUGAACUUGGUACCACCUGAGGAAUAUGAUGCUGAUGAGAUAGAAGAUAGCAAAUCAUCCGUACCAGAUAGUCAAUUUGAUGUAGAUAUUCUCAGCUCUGAUGAAGAAAACGAAGAUAUUCCAGAAACGCCAUCAAAACACAGAACAUUCAAUAAACCAUCUUUAGUCAUCCCAGAAACAGACUCAGACAGUAACUCUUCAUCUGAUGAAUCUUCUAGCUCUUCGAGCAGUUCUAGUUCUUCAAGUAGCUCCAGUUCUACAAAUAGCCAUAAAGAUUUCUCAUCCGAUGAUAGUGUCAAAGAUCCUACGUAUGAAGAUCCAUUUAUUAAAAAACGCAAAGCCCAGUCAGAUUCCGAAGAAGAGCAACAACCACAAGCGCAGUUACCUGGCAUUCAAGAUUUUCCACAAUCAUCAGCCGUAGAUAACCAGGAGUUAUUCAAAAUUAAUUCACCAUUACCUAGAGUUGAUGACCAGCCAUCUAGCGUUGACGAGCACCCAUCUAGCGUAGACGAACAGUCUCCUAGUGUUGUUGCUGUGGGCAACAAAAGAACAAAUUCAUGCUUGCAAUGUACCAAUAUGCGACUCAAGAAUUGCCAAACAUCAAGAGUAUUACUCAUAAGUUCCUUAUAAAAGGCCACACACAAAAUGAAGGAGACUGUGUUCAUUCGGUCAUUCAACGUAAUAU
Amyelois transitella is the source of this 1350-nucleotide messenger RNA. RefSeq lists its product as uncharacterized. Bases 642 to 1295 code for a protein of 217 amino acids. Lineage: Eukaryota; Metazoa; Arthropoda; Insecta; Lepidoptera; Pyralidae. The record is from RefSeq and is a predicted model, not a curated record. The transcript is spliced from 2 exons.